Molecule: messenger RNA, 2956 nt
Organism: Odocoileus virginianus texanus
Lineage: Eukaryota; Metazoa; Chordata; Mammalia; Artiodactyla; Cervidae
Source: RefSeq, a predicted model, not a curated record
AUGGAGACAGUCACAGGCAUCUUUCCUUCCAUCAGUGGGCUCCACUGUAUCCUCAGGAUGAACGUCGUUUUUGUAGCCAUUCUACUUCACAGUCACCUGGAAUGCAGGGAGCCGCUGCUCAUCCCCAUCCUGUCCUUGUACAUGGGCGCCCUCGUGCGCUGCACCACCCUGUGUCUGGGCUACUACAAGAACAUCCACGACAUCAUCCCGGACAGGAGUGGACCGGAGCUGGGGGGAGAUGCAACGAUAAGAAAGAUGCUGAGCUUCUGGUGGCCCCUGGCGCUCAUCUUGGCCACACAGAGAAUCAGCAGGCCCAUUGUGAACCUCUUUGUUUCCCGGGACCUCGGUGGCAGUUCAGCAGCGACGGAGGCUGUGGCAAUUCUGACGGCCACAUACCCCGUGGGUCACAUGCCAUAUGGCUGGUUGACAGAAAUCCGUGCCGUCUACCCUGCUUUUGACAAGAAUAACCCCAGCAAUAAACUGGUGAGCACGAGCAACACGGUCACAGCAGCCCACAUCAAGAAGUUCACGUUCGUCUGCAUGGCCUUGUCGCUGACGCUCUGUUUUGUGAUGUUCUGGACUCCCAACGUUUCCGAGAAGAUUCUGAUAGACAUCAUCGGCGUGGACUUUGCCUUUGCAGAACUCUGCGUUGUUCCCUUGCGUAUCUUCUCCUUCUUCCCGGUUCCAGUCACCGUGAGGGCCCAUCUGACCGGGUGGCUGAUGACCCUGAAAAAGACCUUCGUCCUGGCGCCCAGCUCCGUGCUGCGGAUCAUUGUUCUCAUCACCAGCCUCGUGGUCCUGCCCUACCUGGGGGUACACGGAGCCACCCUGGGCGUGGGCUCCCUCCUCGCGGGGUUUGUGGGAGAAUCCACCAUGGUCGCCAUAGCAGCGUGCUACGUCUAUCGGAAACAGAAAAAGAAGAUGGAGAACGAGUCGGCCGCCGAGGGGGAGGACUCGGCGAUGACGGACAUACCUCCGGCGGAGGAGGGCACGGACGUCGUGGAGAUGCGGGAGGAGCAGGAAUGAGGCCGACCCCCGACCCCCGACCCCGGGCGGGCGCCGCAGGGACAGCCCGGGUGAUGCCCCAGCGCCGCCAUCUGCUCCUCCCCGACGUGUUUUCUUCCACUUUUUUUUUUUUUUUGUUUCUGUUUGGGUAACAAAAGAGGCCUUGAUCUAAAGGUUUCACGGACACUCUGGCAUACCGGGUGUGCCCAUGCUGAUGAGGGGACCUGUGGAACGGUCUCACCACUGCUUUGUGGAAACAAAACAACUGACUUCAUGCCCCCGCUUCAUGAAAACCCCAAAGACAUAGCCGCCUUGUAGUCGCCACCCGCCCCCCGCCCCCGCCCGUCCUCGGACAAUCUCCACUUGGAACCAAAGGACCGCGGCUGUGCCGUCCAGCGCCCCCUCGGCCACCACCGCCUGGCAGGCCGCAGGCUCCCUCUGUCCCCUCGCAUCGCUCAAGUAUCACCAGGUGACCCCCCGGCUUUCUUUGAUUGGCUUCCCGGUCACGUGGCUGUGCCAAGGGCUGUGGCCCAGAGGCCUCCCACCAUGGCGUCCUGAAACCGCCUGCCACACCCGGGCUGAGGGCAGAGUCCGGCUGCAGCCCGGGGUGGCCGUCCGCGCUGAGGAAUGGAUGUGCAAACGCACUGGACCGAUGGAGGACCGGAAAUAAUCCCCGGUGGGAAGGUUAGAGGUGCCCCGGAAGCAGCACACCCACAACACGCCAACGACAGCCUUCACCUGGCCGCUUCGUGGACCUGCGUGUGCGCUCGCUGUCACGCCAGCCGUGUACAUACGAGAGCUGCCUUGUCAAAGUUGUCCCAAAGCCUGUCCCCCCAUCACCGCGUCCCUGGGCAUGAGUUUCCCCGAAAGCUUGUUUUUCACUCACCUUUCCUGAAGAUGGCACUAAAGCGAGGGAGAAGGAGCAUUCUAACUUUACAUUUUAGUCUUUAUAAAGUGAACUGAAGCUUUAAGUCAUAAUCUAGCAUUCUAAUGCCAGGUUGCUAUGUCGUCGCUUUGGAAGUAGAUUUAUGACCUGGUUCUGCCAUUGUUAGUCCUAACCCUGGGGUACAGGUAAUUCCAAGUGUUCUUCUGUACUCGCCUCUCACGUCACAUGAGACAGCAAGACAUUUUAUAAACAACAGCAAAGUCACUAUGUGAUAUUCCCUGAAAUGACACAUUUGAAAUCCAUUCAGUGCAGUAUAUUUUUCUAAGUUUUGGAAAGCGGGUUUUUUCUUUAAAAAAUUAUGGACACGGUUCACUAAAUUCUUGAUUUAGUCAAAAUUCCUAGACGGAAAGAACCUAAACACAAAAAUAUUUUAAAGAUAUAAAUAUAUACUGUAUAUGUUAUGUAAUUUAUUUUAGGCUAUAAUACAUUUCCUAUUUUCGCAUUUUCAAUAAAACGUCUCUAAUACAAUACGGUGAUUGCCUGUGUGCUCAAAAUACCUGCAGUGGAAACGUAUUGUAUCGAUGAACAGUGUGUCUUGUUUGCAGCGGUUUUACACUCUGUCAUUUGUAUACAAAUGUAAGGGUCGGUCAGUGACAAGAGAACUAUUUUUCAUUAUGAGUAACAGGGGUGUAAAUGGGUCAGCUGAUGUAGACUGUAGUGGGAAUAGAAAUAUACGCUCGCAGGGCAAAGAAGAAAAAGUCAAGCCUUUUGUGUUUAUUGCUUUCAGUGCCAUGUAAUCAUAUCAUUCCUCAUAGAAAAAAAGAAUGUAAGGGCUCAGAGUCAGCCAUGAACAUUCACAGGGUUCGUUCACACGUCUGGACACCCAGUGACCACUGGGGGACAAAUUCUCAUGGGCUUCCUCUGAGUGGUUUUUCCGCUUAGAAUUAAGAUGCAUCACUUUGGGGUGGAUGCAGGGGGCAAAUCUGAGAAGAUGGGGGGGGGAAUCUAAUUGUAUCGGCUUUUUUAAAAUACAUGACUAGAAAAUUAAACGGCAGUAUUUUUUAA